Messenger RNA from Ruditapes philippinarum (Manila clam), 533 nucleotides. RefSeq lists its product as uncharacterized. The record is from RefSeq and is a predicted model, not a curated record. The transcript has 5 exons. The coding region runs from base 55 to 456 and encodes 133 amino acids. Lineage: Eukaryota; Metazoa; Mollusca; Bivalvia; Venerida; Veneridae.
GUUAAAAAGAGGUGUCAUUCUGGGAGGGAAUGCUGUAUUAUAAACAGAAAAGGAAUGAUUGGCAAGGCUGUGAUAAUUUGUUUGGUUGUGGUGUGUGCGGUCUCGGCUUUUGAUCCUAGUUACACAUACUAUAAUCAGUUUACUGGACCCAGAGGUGAGAUGAACUCAGUACAGUCAAAGCUGAAUACAUUAGAGUCAAAGUUAAAUAUGAUGGAGAACCGACAACAAGCAAUGACCAACGCCAUCAAUCGGGAAAUCAGCAAACUUGAAAUGGACACAAGGAGCAUUAAGACUGUUAUUAAUACAUUGGCAGAAGACAACUACAAAACACAUAGUCAGAUCGAUGUACUGAAGGGUCACAGUGAGUUUAUGGUUAAUAUUGGAAGAAAGGUAAUGGCGCUAGAACAGAAUUUAAUGAAGCUGAAUCAGACGAUAAAUGGCGAACCAAUGAAAUGAAUUUGUGUUCACAGACUGUUUACACUUUUAGUUGUACAUGUGCUACAUAUAAAUACUACAAUAUAUCACAGAGCAUA